Molecule: messenger RNA, 8704 nt
Organism: Homalodisca vitripennis (glassy-winged sharpshooter)
Lineage: Eukaryota; Metazoa; Arthropoda; Insecta; Hemiptera; Cicadellidae
Gene: MAPk-Ak2
Product: MAP kinase-activated protein kinase 2
Exons: 9
Coding region: 372-1469 (365 amino acids)
Biological process (GO): peptidyl-serine phosphorylation; protein autophosphorylation; intracellular signal transduction
Cellular component (GO): nucleus; cytoplasm
Molecular function (GO): calcium/calmodulin-dependent protein kinase activity; ATP binding; calmodulin binding
Source: RefSeq, a predicted model, not a curated record
CAGUUUGUCUUUGAUAUUUCUUGUUGAGUGAGUAUGGACGGGGACUAGCGAGUCAUAUGAGAUUUUGACGGUUGUGACUUGUGAAGUUCAUUUCUUAAAAACGUUGUAAGCAGGAAUUGUGCGAGCCUAUUUAAAUAUUUAUUACGCAAUUUUGGGAAAGCGUUGUCUUAUAAAGUGUUCAGGUCAAUUUUAUCAGACUGAAGAAUUUACGCCAGAUUAAAUUUAUAAUUUUUAUCACAACUGAAGGCUAGGUUAUAUAUGAGACUUUCUUCAGAUAUAAGAAUAACCUAGUUUUAUUCUAAUACUAUAAUUCAAUAAGAGAAUUUGUAAUAGUGUUGUACAUGCUAUAUAUACUUAUAAUUUACUAAACAAUGGUGGAAAGAUCACUUGCUUAUUCACAUAGCACAACAUUAGUGUUUAAAACCUACCCAAUCACUGAAGACUACAUAAUUUCAGAAAAGGUUUUGGGUCAGGGAAUCAAUGGUAGUGUGGUUCAAGUGAAUGACAAAAAACACGGCAAUAUAUAUGCACUCAAGGUUUUAGAAGACAACGCAAAAGCUCGUAGAGAAGUUGAAUUGCAGUGGAAAGUCAGCGGGUGUGUACACAUCGUCAAUGUUAUUGAUGUGUAUGAAAACUACUAUAAGCUACAUGGAUCCAUAAAAAAAUGUCUUCUUGUUGUUAUGGAAAUAAUGGAAGGAGGAGAAUUAUUUGCAAGAAUAUCAAACAAACCAGAAGGAUCAUUUACAGAGAGAGAAGCUGCUGAGACUAUGCAUGAAAUAUGCAUUGCAGUCAAACACCUGCAUGACUUAAACAUCGCACACAGAGACCUUAAGCCUGAAAAUCUCCUGUAUUCACGGAAUGAUGAGAAUGGUAUUUUAAAACUGACUGACUUUGGUUUCGCCAAGGAGACUUCAUCAAGAGCCAGUCUUCAGACGCCUUGCUAUACCCCUUACUAUGUCGCUCCUGAAGUGUUGGGACCUGAAAAGUAUGAUAAAAGUUGUGACAUUUGGUCAUUGGGAGUUAUAAUGUACAUAUUAUUGUGUGGUUAUCCACCAUUCUACAGUGACAAUGGUCAACCAAUCUCCCCUGGAAUGAGAAACAGGAUCAAGACUGGUUCUUACAGUUUCCCUGAUCCAGAAUGGCAGAACGUGUCCCAGGAUGCGAAGGAUCUCAUACAGGGCAUGCUGCGAGUGGAUACCAACAAACGCCUCAAUAUCAACCAAGUCAUGAACAACCAGUGGAUUGCACAAUACACCAGUGUUCCACAGACCCCACUACAUACAGGACGACUGUUGAGAGAGGGUGAGGACUUGUGGCCUGAGGUGCAGGAAGAGAUGACCCGCUCACUAGCUACCAUGCGUGUUGACUAUGACCAAGUGCACAUCAAGGCACUCAACAAUUCCAACAACCCUCUUUUGAACAAGCGACGGAAGAGGACUGUUAAGGGCACAAUAGAAGCAUCAUCGUAACUUAUUAAAGAAGUGCAGACAGCAGCAUCCAUCCCGGGUGGCAAUUGUUCGUACAGCUAUUCUAGAAAGUCUCGGAUUUCGUCUCAGCUGGCAUGCACUGAUCUUGCUUAACAGCUGAUCAUAUAAAUUAUGAUGUUAUUGUUUAUACUUUUAUAAACAUAUAGCAGAAGAGUCCUCUCAGGGUCAUUACUCUUAGUUCUGGACUGGCACAUUUAUCUCUAGUGUUGUGGUUCUCUUCAACAGACACUCUGGCUUAUAUACUAUUGAAUUGUUAUCUUGAUUUUAUUUAUUGUUCAACUUUUGAUUCUCUGUAUCAAUUUCACAACCCUUGCAGUAGUUGGUUUUUAGGAAGCAUGGUGAAAAUAUUAAUUAUAUCUCUAUUAUUAAGAGAGUUUGACAACAUUGACUCACGUUUGAGCAUUUACUUGACAUUAAAAAUUGUUACUGCUUGUUGAUAUUUGUAAUAAAUCAACGAAUAAUAUUAACCAUGAACAUAUACAUUGUAGUUUGCUAGUUAAAUAAUUAAAAAAACUUCAUAAAAUAUGUUUUUAUGCCUAUGUGCAUUCAUUCACAUUUACUUUUAGUAGAAUAAUUUUAUUGGCAGUGGUUCUUAUUAAUUGUUUGUAAAAUAUAUUUGUUACAUUACCACAGAGCAUUUAGUUUAAAAUCUGGAAGAAUUAGAACAGCAAUAAAAAACUGUUCUAUGUUUACUUAGAAACAGUUAUUAAAACCUAUUUUAAAUGUUAUCUGUGGAUAAGAAGCCAAUGCACUUUUCUUUAUUUUAUUUUAUUAGAUCAAAAGCAAUUAGGACAUAUUGUGUUAAUCUCUUAAGAUGUUGUGCAGUAAAAUUUGAACAAAUUGCUUUGUUAAUAACUAGUGCUUUUAAAUGAAUUAGGAACAUACAACUUGUUUAAUCUCUACAUAAGGAUUUGUGUCAUUUUUAUUAUCGUUUAUUGUUAUAAAUUCUGCAAAGUCCUCAUUAGCCUUUUAUAAGCAUGUACUAUUGAAGAAAAAUUCCACAAAAACAAUUAGGAUACAAACAAAGUUUUGUCAUCAGCAGUUUAAAAUAUAAAGGAGGGAAGAGAUGUCAAGUUCCUAAAAUAAACAAGACUAUAGGGUUGUUAUCAUAUUACUCUUUUGAGAAUGCCAAUCAAGUUUGAUCAAAGCUGAUGAUAAACAUAACCAAACAUAUUAAUAUAGUUAGUUUCAUGAAUAUCCAAUUUUUAAAAGUAUUUAUUUCUCAUCCUUUCUCUGAAUAGUGAGACUAUGGUUCAUUAGUGUACUGUUAUUUUGUAUUAUUGAUUUUAGUUUGUUAGCAGACCUAUUGGGAGAUUAGUAGCUACUUUUCUUUAAUCAAUGAAACUUCAUAGAUUUACCUAGGCCAGUUACCUUAAUCAUUGGAAAAAUCAUAACAAGAGAAAUAUUUAAUGCAAACUGAAAUAUGAAAGAAUAUGGGUUAAUUGAAAAAUAGAUUUUUUCUUUCAUUAAACAUAUCUCCCAGGCUUAAUUUUACAAUCCUCUUCCUUUAUGUGAAUUAGACAGAAUUAUAUGAAAUUUCUGAACAAUUUAGGUAAUAAGGAAUAUCAUAGACAACAGUAUUGUUAAUAUUAUUCACUCGUAAAUUUUCCAUGCCUCCCUUGGUUCAGUUGUAGAGUUAAUCCAUGGAAAGAUAGUUGUGUACUUGGGAGAAUGUCCUUAGUUUCUCCUAGAGAAAGGAUAUAUCCUUACAACAAUCAAUUCCCUUUCUGUAAUUUCAAAGCAUUUAUCAACAUUUUUCUUUUGACGCUUGAGUAUCUUCCUUACAAAACAGCAACACAAUUUAAAAUUUUCACAUUAGCUUAGUCUGUGAUGGAGGGAGACUUUAUGAAUAAUUAAAUAUCCAUCUCAUAUUUUGUAUUAACUCUCCCAAGAGCGUCAUUAAAACAAAGUGCACUUAAAUAAAAAAAUGCCUCUGAAUUAAAUGAUUUUUAAAUUAAUAAAGAAUGUACAUAUACAAUAAUUUUGCUAUUCAGAUAUUACAGCUGUAAGUAUGAACAUUGAGUCACUCCAUAGAUUUGAGUUAUUUUAAAUUAAGUUAUUUGUGUAAAAACUACUGUGUCAUUAGUAAAUAAUGUGUAAACUAAUUAUAUUGUCUGACAAAUGUUUAUUGGUAUUCAACAUAGCUAAGUUUUUAUCUAGAUUAAAAUCUUUUAUUAAGUGCCUGUUAGUAAAUUAAGUUUGCCAUACAAAUGUUUGUUUCAGGUUUAUUAUCAAUGCACAAAAAUAAACUAAGCAAUUUUAAAGUUGUUAACAAACAAUUUAUAAACAAAGAAUUGGUUAACAAAAUAUUUAUAAAGACUCUUGGAAAUGUUAUUUAUGAAAUGUUUCAUCUUGUUUACCAAGACAAAUAUCAAUAAGAAAUUGUUACAUGUUGAUUUUUUUUAUCAUUUACACUUUUUUCAUUUUUUCUUUAUACAUCAUUACUCUUAACAACACAUGUAACUUUACAUGUUAUAAAAUAUUCAUUUGAAUACUCUUUUUUGUGUAAAAGUUAUAAUAACUUAAAGGCAACAUUGCAAUUGGAUAAAUAGUAAUGCAUUUAUAGUUUUUUUUUUUUAAGUAUUGCACUGUGAUACCCAUCCAACCUAGACAACUUAGAUCAAGUUGAAUUACGUUUUACUGCAGACAAUUAUUGAAAUAUUUUAGGGAAUUAAUACCAGAUAUCUAGUUUAGAUUGAAAGGUUUUGGAUAAGAAAGUCUAGAAAGAUAUAUAUAUAUAUAAACGCAUUAAAUUAAUUAAAACAAUUUUCCUGCUGGGCUAUAUUUUUGUUAAGUUGUUUCAAACAGAAACUAAUGAGAUUGCUUGUCUUCACUUCCUUGUGAGCUAACGAGUACCCAGAACUGAAUGUGUUUAUAUGCUUCCAUAUCUGCUAAUUUUGAUAAUUAAGUCAUUUUCAACAUUAGUAAGUUCUCUGAUGUAGGUACAAUUUUUUAUAGAUCACGCGUAAAUUAAAUAUGUCUUCAAAAUGAAAUAAUUUUUGAAGUGUAUUGUCUUAUUUUAAAUUAUAAGAUUUUAAAGUACAGUGAAUUCCCCCAUCCGGAGGCAAACCUGGGUACUUGUGGGUUUACCAGGAUGGCUAAUUCAAUUUGAAAUAUAUAAAAAUGCAAAGAAUUUUCGUAUAUAACACAGUUAGUGGGUCCUAGAUCUGACUUUAGGAAGAUGUCAAGCCGUUAUAGCAAUAAGAGCUGACAUUUAAGGUUUUCCUUCCUUGGUAGAUUUAAAUAGUGCCAGAUUUUCAUUCUGGCUACAAGUCACUUUUUGAAAGUGGCAUUCAAUUGGUGUGUACCUGUUUUGUCUGUGGAAAAUAAAGGCAUCGUUGAUUUCACAUUUUUUAUGUUCUGUUUUGUUUCCUUGCUUGAGUUUUACAUUCAGAAAUAAUGAGAUACUAAAAAUGUCUAAAUGUGUUUCUUUUAUAAUAAUCAAUCUCAAAUUGAUCAUCUACCAUAAGCCAUUAUAAUCUAUUAUCAGGUUGUAUAUUGUUAUUGUUUGAUUAUUUUCAGUUUGGUAAUUUCAUUUUCUUGUUCCUUCAUUAUCAACACAUUUGUACAAGCAGGCUGUACAAAAAUGUGAAAUAGGGAUAAAAAAUAAAGAUGAUUAAUGUACCCUCAGCUUGGGGGCCGUUAUGGGUGGCCAUGACCGUUUUCUUUGUCAGAACGUAGCAUUAUCAACACAUCCAGCCCUCAGAUUGGCGGGCCACAUUAAGUGGCCCAUUUUAAUAUGCAGUAUUAUAUUCAAUUCUUUUCCAGACAUGUCUAAUUGCCUAUUUGGCAUCUCUUUGCCAAAUAUGGAACUUAUUAAUAAUUAACUAGCACAUACCAUAGCAAACAUCAUUUACAGUUAUUUUUGUCCGAGUGUCAAUACCACUAUAGCUGCUUAAGUGUAUCCUGUCAAUUUAUUCAAAUAUUAGUGAAUUCGGUGGAGCCUAACUUAAAAAUAUGAAAACAAGCUUAUAUUCUGUUGACAUUACAGACUUACUUGAGACUAAUUGUAUAUUUAUUUAGCAAAAUUAGUAAAACAAUAGCUUAAAUUAUAGACUAUAUGUUACUUUUAUGAGAAAAGAAUAAAUAACCAACUGAAGAAUUUUAACGUAAAGAUAUUAUACAGUGUAAGUGUUUAAAAAUUGCAUUUAAUCCCAGUCAUUUAAUGGGUUGAAGGUCAAAAUCUGCCAUUUAAAUGCAUGUCAGGUUAAUUUCGUACAUCAGUGUUCCCCAAACUUUUUGAAAUCAAGACUCCCUUUACGUUUGUACUUAUUUCCGUGGCAUCUCACCCCCUCAGCUCAUCUCAAUAGAGUUGAUGAAGAAUAACAAUAAAGUAUUGUGACCUUAUAAUUCACAUAUUCACUAUUAUUUAUUUUUAAAGAAGAACACUUUGAUUAUAUUAUUGUUAGACUUGGAAUCGUACAAGUAAAUAUAUAGAGGGAAAUAAGAAAAUGAAAAAGCGUUUAAUAUUCUUUAAAUAAUUUUAUGAUUGCUUCACAAAAAUUACAGUUUAAUUAGACAGAUUAAUUUACUCAAAUUCAUCACAGUUCGUAAUAUUCAUUUUAAGUUUCACACAAGCCCAUCAGACUUUGCCAAGUCUGUGUGAAGGGUGAGAUAUUUUCUUUUAAUUAGUAAAUCAAAAUCUGGACUUAUGUUCAAAACUGCAACACUCUUCUUUUUCAAUUUUUAAAUUUAGUCUGUAUUUUGAUUUGAUGUCUGCCAUGGCUGAGAAGCCUGCCUAACAAAGGUGGGGAGUAGCAAAGGGUGUCAACACAAACAACGCUUUUCUGGCAAUUUGCGGGUUAACUUUUUUCGACGUUACACCAAAACUAUAGCAAUGAACUCGUUUUGAAUGUAGUUUUUAAUGAAGUAUCUGUUGGAAUUCAACCAGUUGUUCACUCUCUUUAACGUUUAGAUGCAUUUCUUUGUUAAAUGGAUUUGAUACCCAUAUUAUAGAGUUUGCAUCGUUGAUAGGUAUAUUCAUCAAAAUACACUCAGUUUGGAAAGAUCUUUCUUAAAAAAACCUGUUUCAGGACAGAGAAUCUAGUGCAUUUACCUUUAGCCAUGGCAGCAUUCCACAAAUCGAGUUUCUUUUAAAAUCUUCCACUUUGUCUGACAGGUUUAAGAUGUUUGUAUUUUUUUCUUGCAAUUACUUAGUAUCUUCAACUUUGUAAACAAUUCAAUAAGAAAAGCUAUCUUCGACGGAAAGUGUUUAUGCAUAAAUUUACUGGCAACCGGUUAAUAUCCUUCUGGUAAACAUAUAUUUUGUUUCUCAGCUCAAACACCCUAGAGAGGAGGUUAUCAAGAGACAACGAACAAGAACUACUGUAGAAUAAAACAUGAGUGAUCACAUCCUAUGUCUUUAUACAUUUGUUAAAAAGAUCUUACUUUUUAGGAGUGUUUUUAAUGUGGUAGAUUUCACCAACAAACAAUUUUAAGUAUAUCGUGCAGUUCCUUAAUGAGAUGUUCAGCAGCUAAUGCUUCUCUAUGGAUCAUGCAAUGGAUCCAAAUUGCAAUGGUCGCUUUCGCUCGAAUGGAGCUUGAAAUCCCAUUUUCGACCCGUCAUUGAACUGCCACUAUCAGCAGACUAUAUGUUGUAAAAAAUUUUUGGCAGUCAAAGUCAUGCUUAUUGGCUUGUCUGGGUGGAGUGAUGUGUAUCGUCAAGGCAACAUUUUCCAAGAAAUAUUGGUGAGUCCGCCUGCGAGUAAUCUCACCAAAACUUUAUUCAUGCAAUGGCGUAGCCAUCUCUUUUGUUUCUGCUUAAUUGUCUUAUCAUAAAAGUAAUUUAUGGAGCUGUAGAUUUAUUAAUGGUAAUUAAAUAAUCCGAUAUGACAAUAUAAAUGUAGUGUACCAUGAAGGUAACAAAUAUAUAUUUUUAAUUUUUCACACAAUAUGAUAUUUUCUCUUAAUCACUGUUGCUCAACCACGGUACCCAUGGCAGAAUUUCGAGGUGCUCCAGGGUGCCGCAGCACACACUUAAAGAAAGCCUGGCGUAUAUGGCAACUACCCUUGACCUGCCAGCUGAGAGAACAACUUAUCUAUGAUUUCACAGAGACCAUUAAGAGGCAAAUUUAGUGGCCUACUGAGGCCAAAGGGUUAAGGAUUCAAGUUGAAAUCAGAUAUUGUUGCUUGCCAUGUAUAAGAUAUUUGUGAUGAUGAGUGCUCAUAGCAGCUGUAGUGACAAAAAAGUAAAGAAAACCUAAGUAUUAAGUCUUUUACUAAAUCAGUUUUCUGAAAAAUCUGAGAUUCCAUGAAAAGUCUUGUUUUAUUAAAAGCCUAAAAUACUAAUAUCUCUUAAGUGAUUAAAUUUCAAUGCUUUGUAUACCUCACGUCUAAAUAAAUUGCAACUUUUAAAUUAUCAUUUAAGUAAAACUUAUAACUAUUAGUUAUAAGUAUAGCAUAACAGAAGACAAAAAUAUCCUCUAAAAAGGGCUUGAAACUUGCCUUUUUUUUGUAUUAUUUUAUCCCCUUUCCCUCAUUAGUGGCAACUCUCCCCAUACUUGAUCACUAGAUACACUUAUGCUUGUACUACAUGUGUAUUUAUUUUAACAAGACCUUAGAACAACGAAAGAUUUAAUUAUCUGUGUACAUAGAUCCUCAUUUUCCGGAUGACUAGAAGUUGGUAUUGCACUAAAUCUCAAACAAACAUUAUGUGGUAUAAAAAUAUGAAAGUGUAGAAAAAUCCUAUUCACAGCAAAUUUUCCUACCACAGUGAAGUGAAUAAUGAAAAUUGUAUGUAAUAUAAUAGAUUGAAUUAGUCAAAUACAAUCUACUUUUGCUAUGAAGAACUGUUUAACGAUGGAUUAUUCAUAAUAAAUAUUUAUGUUCAAACGAGAUUCAAUAAAAUUUAUAUUGACCAUUAAUUUAGUGGAUAUCUUAUUCCCUGGAUAUAUUAUACCUGCUCUGUUUAAAAGUCAAAAUAACAAUAUAUUUUAUGAUCUAAUGGAAUCCUCUGUUUUUAGGGUUCACAUGUUUAUUGUAUUUUAAAUUGUAAUACAAAUAUUUACAGUAUCACUGUUAAUAAAUAAUGUGUGUUGUAAGUUGGGGAAAUUUACCUUACUUCUUUUUUUUAAUCAGCCAUGUAAAUUUUUGUCUAGCUUUCCUGUUUCAUUAACUUCCAUAAUUUUUAUCAUCAAAUAAAUGUAAUGUAAAUAGUUUAAUUAUUUGCUCACAUUGUUCAGUUCUUAUUUGUUAACAAUUAAACAUAAUUUACUUUA